This is a messenger RNA of Eupeodes corollae, 4348 nucleotides long. It is a transcript of the gene Pgant9, whose product is annotated as putative polypeptide N-acetylgalactosaminyltransferase 9. The transcript has 13 exons. The record is from RefSeq and is a predicted model, not a curated record. Lineage: Eukaryota; Metazoa; Arthropoda; Insecta; Diptera; Syrphidae. Gene Ontology annotation, cellular component: Golgi apparatus. Bases 2104 to 4170 code for a protein of 688 amino acids.
GCAACACUUUUCCAUCACAUCAGUACAUCAGCUUAGUUCAGUCUGCGUGUCAACCUUUACAGUGCUGGUUGGUUUAUUUGGUUCUGGUUGUCUUUUGCGGAGUGAAUUCUAGCUCUCGGUGGAGUAGACCGUUGAACCGAAAAACGGGAUUUGUCUUUUGCAUUAACGUUGUGUAUUCUUCUUUUUAUUAUUAUUAUUUUUUGAUGAUGUUUUUAUAUCUACCUAUAGUAUGGUUUUAUAAAAGAUAAACAUCUGUCAAAAUCUCUUAAAUGCCAAAUAGCUAACGAGUGAAUGAUCAAAUUACUUUCAUAUUGCUUUAAAAGAAUUUUCAUACCGACUAAAACGACGACGAAGACAUCCGAUGAAUGGAUUUAAAGUGUAGUUAAAGAAACGUCAAGGAUUAGGUGCCAUAAUAUGACAAUAAGGAUGUUUUGUGUUUUCCUUUUGAAAUAUUAAAAGCAAAAAAGGAUACGCAUGUUUCUAUUUCCAGUGUUAUUCGCUCUGGGUUACCAAAGACACCGUUCCUCGUCGUAUAUUGUAUCGGGGUUGUGCUUGAGCUAGUUGACAUUUGGCCAUCGUUUGAAGAUUUUUAUUUUUAGUACAUCGUAUAUUGCUGGGUUUUGUUGCUAAACCCAUUUUUGUGAUAAAAAUCAAUAACGAAAAAUAAAGGUACUGAGGAGGAGGACGAGGACAAGGAGUACUAGCAGAGCAGUAGCGGCAGUAGUCGCAGCAACGAUUCUCUGUUUCUCAUAUCGGAAUCGGAAAACGAAGCGUUCUGUGUUGUGUGUCUUCUGCUUAGAGUCCGUGUCCAUCAAGAAUAGCGCUUGGAUAAACCCAAAACGCCAUUCUAAGCAGGCCAUAGUCAAGUGUGUUUGGAUUUGGAUUUCAUAGAUAUGCUGACUGGAUUCAUAUCUAAUAGAAGUGAAGUAGGAAAGAAAUCGGAGACGCAGAGCACGGGAAAGUGAAUGAGACAUAGUAAGAUAGAAUACUUACCUACAAGUGCAGUUUUCGAAAUCGAUCUCUUCUGCUGCUACUGCAUAUCCAUACCUAUUCGGUCUCGGUCUCGACUCUCGACUCGACUCGACUUCGGAGCCGGAGUGUAGUGCGGUGAAAGUGUGAUUCCAGAGUUGAAUUGAAAUUGUUUCCUUUGCCAUUUUAUGUUGCCUAUGGUUUUUAACAAAACAAAAAUAAUAUAAAUUCACAUAAAUUAAACGUGAUAGUAUAGUAUAGUAUUUAAAAACAAAAAAACGAAAAAAAUAUUCAGAUACCCGAUAUAAUAUUAUCCUAUAAAUGUGACAUGAAUAAUUAAUUUCUACCUAUCUAUAUAAAAACAAAAUGAAUAAAUAAAAUAACUAUACCUACCUGCAUGUGAGAUCGGAGAUUAAUGCAACGAAACCGAAAGAGUGAAGAGAGUCAGUGGAUUUAAUGCGCUUUUAUCACAGAAUGACAGAUACUUCCAAUGAAACAUCAAACAAAUCAAUAAUAAAUUGUUUACAAUUUCGCACUCGAAAACUAUCGAAAUCAUCAAAAACAAUAAAGGAAAACGAAAAAUUUCCUCAACAUCAUAUUUCCAAUAAAAGAAGCAUCAAAACUUGGUAGCAAACAAAAAACCCUGCUACCAAGGACAUAUCCACACACAUCAAAAACAAAACUAUUGAGACUAAAUUUUAUUUCUAAAAAGACAAAAACCAACAUUAGGAUACAUAUCAAAUAAUCUUUUUACGAGUUUUAAAUACAACAAAAUUGAAACUAAGACCAAAACCACAAAUAUUUAAAAUACUAUCUCUACAUUCCUCCAUCAAACUGAAUUUAACGUAACAUCAUGAUGCUCAUGACGAUUGUGGGAUGUCAUCUUAUUCGUAAAUAAGCCAAAUUAUGUGAAUAAAAUACACAAAACCUUAAAAAACACUCGUAUAUUCUCUUUUUGGCGUUUGUCGAAAAAAGGCUUUAACUUAAUUUAAAAAUAAAACACAAUUUCUGUCUCGCAAAGUACACAAAUUGUGAACAGUAGAAAAAAAACGAACGACUCGAACCAGUGACACAAAAUUGCUACAACAAGGAGUCUCACUUAACAACUCCAACUGAAACAGGCACCAGCGAAAUAUGGCAUUCAUAUGGCGUCGUCGUUCAACGUCGAUUGUGAAAAUUGUCGCAAUUCUGACGGUAAUUUGGUUUACCAUUGCCUUCCUGCUCUACACAGAUGACACGAGACGCGCUUCCAAAUGGAAUGCAAUGUCCUUAGGAUUGAGGGGUGACAGUGGUGGUGGCGGAGGGGGAGGCGUCGGGGGUGUUCCGGGAGAAGCAGUUGGCGGUCGAGCUGCAGGUGGUGAUGAAUUUGACUACUUGGCUCGAGGAGGUGGUGGAGGUGCUGCCGCUGACGUUCCAAUUGCGGUUAACAGAAAUGGUGACAAAGCUCGAAUACCUCCCGUUGAGACUGUCAUUGACGCCAAUAAACGUGAUAUUAAUAAUGGAGACGAAUCUGUGAUCGAUAAUAUGGUAGUGCAGCCGCAUGAAAAAGGCUCAAUAAAACUGAAAAACCAUCAAGCUGGUGCAGCAGCAGCAGCGGCUGCGGCAGCAGAUAGUGCGGCAAAGAAGCUUCAAGUUGAUGACGGAAAAGGAGUUCUAAGUGCCCCUGGUGUAGUAGAAGAUGCUCCAGGUGAAAUGGGCAAGCCAGUUGUGCUGCCAACUAACUUAACUGAUGAAAUGAAGAAGACUGUCGACGAAGGCUGGACGAAUAAUGCUUUCAAUCAGUACGCGUCUGACCUCAUCUCGGUGCAUCGUAGCCUCCCUGACCCCAGAGAUGCAUGGUGUAAAGAGCCCGGUCGCUAUCUGAAGAAUCUACCUGCCACAGAUGUGAUUAUUUGUUUCCACAAUGAAGCGUGGUCGGUUCUGCUGCGUACAGUGCAUUCGGUAUUGGAUCGUUCGCCGGAACAUCUCAUUGGAAAUAUAAUACUUGUAGAUGACUUCUCUGAUAUGCCACACACAAAGACGCAGUUGGAAGAUUAUAUCAAGGCAUAUCCUAAAGUGAAGAUCAUUCGGGCGCCAAAGAGAGAAGGUUUGAUUCGUGCGAGACUACUUGGGGCAAGGUAUGCGGAGUCACCGGUGUUAACAUACUUGGAUUCACAUUGUGAAUGUGCCGAAGGAUGGUUGGAACCUCUGCUCGAUCGUAUUGCUAGAAAUUCAACAACUGUGGUCUGUCCGGUAAUCGAUGUAAUUGACGACACAACAAUGGAAUAUCAUUAUCAUGAUUCAGGAGGAGUUAAUGUUGGUGGUUUUGAUUGGAAUUUACAAUUUAAUUGGCAUGCUGUGCCUGAGAAAGAACGAAAACGUCAUAAUAACUCUGCUGAACCAGUUUAUUCACCAACAAUGGCAGGUGGUCUUUUUUCAAUUGAUCGUAAAUUCUUCGAACUUCUCGGAACAUAUGAUUCUGGUUUUGAUAUUUGGGGUGGAGAGAAUUUGGAACUAUCCUUCAAAACAUGGAUGUGUGGUGGGACAUUGGAGAUCAUACCAUGCUCACAUGUUGGACAUAUAUUCCGAAAGAGGUCGCCGUAUAAAUGGCGAUCUGGAGUUAAUGUUUUGAAGAAAAAUUCUGUAAGAUUGGCCGAGGUUUGGUUGGACGACUAUGCAAAGUAUUAUUACCAAAGGAUUGGUAAUGACAAAGGUGACUUUGGAGAUGUUUCAGGAAGAAAAGAAUUAAGGAAACGUUUAGGUUGCAAAAGUUUUAAAUGGUUUUUGGACAAUAUAUAUCCUGAACUUUUCAUUCCUGGUGAAUCGGUAGCAUAUGGUGAGAUGAGAAAUUUAGGUUAUGGCGGUCGCACUUGUUUGGAUUCUCCAGCUAGAAAGAAGGAUCUUAAAAAAGCUGUUGGCCUAUACCCUUGUCAUAAUCAAGGUGGCAAUCAGUACUUUAUGUUGAGUAAAACUGGUGAAAUACGUCGAGACGAAGCAUGUCUGGAUUAUGCUGGAAGUGAAGUGACGCUCUAUCCUUGUCACGGAUCGAAAGGAAAUCAGUUCUGGACUUAUAAAGCUGAAACAAGUCAACUGCGUCAUGGUUCAUCAGAUAAAUGCUUGGCAAUCAAUGAAAAGAAAGACAAAGUAAUAAUGGAAGAAUGUGAUGAAAAUCGAGCAUGGCAAAAAUGGCAUUUGGAAAAUUAUGAUCCAUCAAAAUUGUGAGGAUUUAUAUAUUAUGCAAAUAGCUCAAUAAUGAUUCCUACGCACAAAAUUUAGCCAUUUUGUCGCUUAGAGUGUAAAACAAUUGUAUUUAAAAUUAAAAUAAGUCAGUAAAAUGAUUUGUAAAUACGCCCCCAAAUUUAUAUAUAAGGAAAUUUUGCAUUUACAAAAAAAAAAAGAA